UUAUCCGGAUCGGAUGUUUACAUAUUUUCCUGGAUUGUUGAAUAUCAUAUAACAUUAGUUUGUGGUGUUUCUGCACUCGUGUGACAUAUCGAGGGAUUACUUGGGCACACAACCACAGAAAACACUGAAAAACGGCUCAUUUUGCAGAGAAUAACCUAAGAAAACAACACCAGAACCGAGACACAGAGAAGUGCAAAAUCUUUCUUCGCUGUUGUCAUGAUUGAGGUUUCAUCCCCUAUGACGCUGAUCAGAAUGGUACAGAUUGCGAAGAACUUGGUCCUUCUCUGCAUGCUGAUUGGUUGCUCACAGGCUUUUCCAUCCCAUCAUGUCUUUACUGAAGAUGCAGCACUGAAAGUAGCUGAAGAUGCAGGCAGUACAGACAGAGAAAGAAGAGAUACUAUAUCCCAUGUUAUUGAUUUUACUCCACCAUUGUGCUGUGUGGUAAACGAGAGUUUGCAGUGUCCUUUAACAUGUGGAAAUGCAACAUGGGAAGUGACAUACAUCCUGACAGAUGGCAAUGGUUCAGGCAUUGAUUACCCCUCUUUUACUACCACUGGCUCAGGUGAACUCAAUAUUACCCUUGAUAUAACUCUAGAUGAAAAUGGUUACAAUGCAACCCUUGUGACUUAUACUGGCACCUGCUGCUUAACUGAGGUGACGAUUACUGUGCUGGACAAAGCGGGGAACAAGGGGAAGUGUCCCUUUAACAUACAACAUCCCUCCACCACAAUCAAGCCAAUGACUGUCAAACCCACGUCCAGUAGCCCCACUACAACCCUCUCUCUUUGGUCAAGUUUAAUACUAGUAGCACUUAAAUCGAUGCUGCUCUAAGAUAGACAUGCACUUUACAUACAGUCACUUUAACCUGUACACUUUCAAUUCAAAUAAUACACUUGAUGAUUUUUAUAAACUACCCCCACACAUGAAAGUCAAAUUACACACACUUAAUUUACAUUUAUUACAAGACGAAAGAACUUGGUGACAAUAUUAAGUGAAUGGUAUGGUAUAUAAAAAUGUGACUACUGAUUAUUUUAUUUCAUCCAUUGUAUGUUAUUUCAUUUGAUUUACUUCAUAUAAAUACUGCAAAUGUUAAUGUACUUGUUAUUGUUUCUAUGUAUUUUUAUUGAGUCUAACCUUUUAUGUUAUUUUAUAACAUGUCAAAUAUCUUCAAAACGCUCAGAGAGUUUUACUAUUUCAUUGUUCAUUAAAGUAAGUCCUUGUUUUCUGUCCUUUUAAUCACCUUUGUGGAAAAUUCACAAUUUACAACAUUCCACAUUCCAAUUCUAGUCAGAAUUCAGUUUGGCCACGUACACACUAAUAAUAAUAAUACAUUUUAUUUAUAGGCGCCUUUCACGACACUCAAGGUCACCUUACAAACAGAAAACAAAAAAGUAGGGCUGUCGAUUUAACGUGUUAAAUCAGUGCGAUUAAUUUUACAAAAAAUAACACAUAAAAAAAAAUGUACGCAAAUAAUCGCACUUCCCCCAGACCAUAAUAAGGAAGAUUCCUGAGAAAUGCAAGCUUGUAGUACCACCUGUUUACUCCAGAGGGCAGUAAGUGAAAUUUCAGCUGUAUGAGCAACACACAGUUUAUACAGUGAGAAAACACUCCAGUAGGCAGAACAACACAAACAUGCGUUACGUUCUUGCGUUCAAAACACUCGAAGGAGCGCAAAUGCGAACUAAGGGAUCUAAAGAUGUGUUUAAAGAUUGAGUAUUAAACUAUAUUUAACUUGACAUGGUGACCUAAACUUUUUAUGUUUAUGAUGCAACGCGCCCGAGACGCUACACAAGCAUGUCUGACGCAGAGUGUGGCUGGAUUGAGAUGGUGCAAAAUUUGGAAGUUACCCAUAAAUAUUUAAAUCACGAAUAAAAUCAAAGAAAUUUCCUUCAAACUUAUUUGUAAUUACUACCUCACAAAUUAUUUUCUUGUAGAGAGAUUUAAAUGUGAUGUUGAUAUAUUCUGUACAUUUUGUGGUCUGUAGGAGGAAACAUUUUUUCAUUUAUUUUGGAGUUGUCCCUACUCGACUUGUUUUUGGUCUGAUUACUGCAAGAUUGUUAGAGAUCAUAUUAUUCCCAGCUUUCAACUUUGUUUUGAAAAAGUUUUUUUUUAUUUUUUUUAUAGCUAUGACCUGUCUCUUCAUAAGGAAUAUUAUUUGAUUAAUGUUCUGCUUUUGUUGGCAAAGUUUAGUAUUCAUAAAUGUAAGUAUGGUGGUUAUAAACCAUUAGUUUUCAUUUUUAAUUCAGAGGUUCAGCAACACCAAAGAACAAAAAAAACAGAAAAGCUGUAAAGUGUAUUGAAAUAUGUAAACAAUUUGAUAUUUUUAUUAAACUGUUUAUUUAUUCAUUUUCCUUUUUGUUGUUGUUUGUUUUAAUAUACCUAUUGGCUCUAGAUGUAAAUGUUUUGUAAGCAUUAAUAAAAACAAUUUAAAACAAUGUCUCACGCAGGUGUAGAUUGACGGGCUCUUAAACAAGCCCUCAUAAUAAAUCUCAAACUGACAAAUUCACUUGUGAAAUGGAUUGCUGUGAACUGUAUGCCAAUGAUUGACUUAUGAUCAGUAAUAUGGUUGUAAACAAUACAUUGUAUUCUUAAGCCGCUUUUUGUAUUGUCUUAUCAAUGAUUAA
This is a messenger RNA of Xyrauchen texanus (razorback sucker), 2624 nucleotides long. RefSeq lists its product as uncharacterized. The record is from RefSeq and is a predicted model, not a curated record. NCBI's taxonomy places the organism in Eukaryota, Metazoa, Chordata, Actinopteri, Cypriniformes, Catostomidae. The transcript is spliced from 4 exons. The coding region runs from base 217 to 831 and encodes 204 amino acids.